AUGGGUUUCCAAAAGAUGAGCUCCAAGCGAGCUUACAACUGGUUUGUCUCCCUUGUUGCAGCAUCUUGCAUGGUCUUGUACGGUUAUGAUGCAUCCGUUUUCAACUCCGUCCAAGGAUCCGCCAACUGGGUCGACUGGUUCGACAACCCUAGUGAGAGCUUGCUUGGUGGAAUCAACACAGCAUACACAGUUGGCGCCAUCUUUGGUGGAUUUUUCCUUGGUGGACCAUCAUCCGAUUUCCUUGGUCGCAAGAUGUCGAUGGGUAUUGGUUGUGCUUUUGUCAUCGUCGCUACAUUUAUGCAGACAUUUGCUCCACGCGGUAACAUUGCUUGUUUCAUCGGUGGACGUGUUCUGAUCGGUAUCGGUCAGGGUAUUGCCUUGACUGCUGGCCCGAUUUACAUCGGUGAACUGGCUCCCUCAGAGAUUCGAGGAAAGAUCAUGACCUUCUGGCAGAUGUUCUACUCCGUUGGAUCUUUUAUCUGCUUCUGGAUUGAUUAUGCUACUACCAGAGCCCCUCAGCUUGGAGAGUGGGACUGGAAGCUGGUUAUCAUUUUCCAACUUUUGUUCCCCAUCUUGAUCAUUGCCCUUCUUCCCACUAUUCCUGGAAGUCCUCGUUGGUACAUCCAACGAAACGGCGAUGUCGAGAAGGCUCGUGACGCCCUCCGUCGAGUACGAGAUACAGAAGAGGAGGUCGAGCAUGAGAUCUUGACGAUUCGUGAAGCUCUCGAAUAUGAGAAGGAAGCAAUUUCCAGCGGCUACAGUGCUCUCUGGAAAGACAAGUCUCUCCGAAAGCGUUUGCUUCUUGCUUUGGUUGUAAACGCCGGUCAGCAACUCACUGGUCAGGGAUCCCUCAACACAUACUCUACCAAGAUCUACGAGAAGGUUUUCACCCGGGAGAGCCAGAUCUCUCUUAUCAACGCUCUCAACGCCACCUUUGGUAUUCUCUUCACUCUCAACGCCAUCUGGUUCAUUGAUAGAUUUGGCCGAAAGGCUCUUCUAAUUGGUGGUUCCAUUGGUAUGGGUCUUUGCAUGAUCAUUGUGUCCGCUGUCGAGACAGAGACCGCCAAUACAGCAGAUGGUGGCAAAUCCGAACCUGUUGGAAUCUCGAUUGUCUUCCUAUUCUUCCUCUUUAUCCUGUUCUAUAAACCAUCAUGGGGUGCAACCGUGUGGAUUUGGACAGCAGAGAUCUUCUCCAUGAACGUCCGCGCCCAGGCUGUGGGUAUGGCAUCGCAAACACAAAAUGUUGCCAACACUAUCUUCCAGCAGUUCUUCCCUACAUUCCUUAACAACGAUGGAUUCUACGCAUUUUACCUAUUUGCCGGAAUCAACUUCUUGUUGGGUCUGUUCGUUUGGUUCUUCAUUCCAGAGACCAAGCAGGUUCCUCUCGAGGAGAUCGAUGCUUUGUUUGGUGGUGCUAACCACGUCACUCAGGGUGAGGAGGUUUUUGCAAGCAGGAAGCUUGAUACCCGUGGUCGUGACAUUGUGGACAAGCCUGCGACUGUGAACGUUGAGAAUGUCGAGACCAAUUAA
Molecule: messenger RNA, 1530 nt
Organism: Penicillium malachiteum
Lineage: Eukaryota; Fungi; Ascomycota; Eurotiomycetes; Eurotiales; Aspergillaceae
Product: putative MFS sugar transporter
Exons: 5
Coding region: 1-1530 (509 amino acids)
Biological process (GO): transmembrane transport; carbohydrate transport
Cellular component (GO): membrane
Molecular function (GO): carbohydrate:proton symporter activity
Source: RefSeq, a predicted model, not a curated record